This is a messenger RNA of Penicillium chermesinum, 1698 nucleotides long. RefSeq names its product WDR46/Utp7 family protein. Bases 1 to 1698 code for a protein of 565 amino acids. The record is from RefSeq and is a predicted model, not a curated record. The transcript has 2 exons. Gene Ontology annotation, biological process: maturation of SSU-rRNA from tricistronic rRNA transcript (SSU-rRNA, 5.8S rRNA, LSU-rRNA). Gene Ontology annotation, cellular component: nucleolus; small-subunit processome; 90S preribosome. NCBI's taxonomy places the organism in Eukaryota, Fungi, Ascomycota, Eurotiomycetes, Eurotiales, Aspergillaceae. Gene Ontology annotation, molecular function: protein binding.
AUGGCUGAGAGCACCGCAAAGGCCGUCAUGGCCCCUCAUGACCGGGAGGAGAAGAAGCGGCUUGCUGAAGCUGAGAAAACCUACGGCCGUGGCAAGGGUAACUCGACAAAGAGUGUUCGCGAUAAGAAGCUCCGUGCUACCCUCAAAGCGCAAGAAUCGAAGCAUAAGCAGGCGAUCCUGCGGGCCAAGGAUGCGGAAAUUCUGCUCGAGCAUGAAGCAGGUUUUCUCGAACCAGAAGGAGAGCUCGAAAGGACCUACAAAGUACGACAGGAUGAGAUUCAAGAGAGUGUUGGACUGGAGACAGCGAAGAAAGGAUUCGAGCUGCGACUGAACGACUUCGGUCCCUACCGUGCAGACUACACAAGAAACGGUCGUAAUCUUCUGCUGGCUGGACGAAAGGGCCAUGUGGCGACCAUGGACUGGCGUGAUGGGAAGUUGGGGUGCGAGUUGCAAUUGAACGAGACGGUCCGCGAUGCACGUUGGCUCCACAACAACCAAUACUUUGCGGUUGCACAGAAGAAAUAUGUCUACAUCUACGAUCACAACGGCGUUGAGCUUCAUUGUUUAAAGAAACAUGUGGAGCCGCUGUUCCUCGAAUUCCUCCCCUACCAUUUCCUACUUGCUUCUGCUACAGUGGCUGAGCUUCCUACUCGUCUCGGUCGACCUACCGCCCUCACCCAGAACCCUCAUAACGCCAUCCUUCACGCUGGACAUCAGAAUGGAACGGUGACUUUAUGGUCUCCAAAUUCUCAAACUGCGCUCGUGAAGGCUCUUGUUCACCGAGGGCCCGUCCGCUCUUUAGCAAUUGAUCGGCUGGGUCGCUACAUGGUUUCCACUGGCCAGGAUCAGAGAAUGAAUGUGUGGGACAUUCGGAUGUUCCAAGAGGUGCAUUCCUAUUCCUGCCACCAGCCCGGUGCGGAUGUUGCCAUCAGUGAUCGUGGGCUUACUGCAGUUGGCUGGGGAACCCAAGUCAGUGUUUGGCGUGGUCUCUUCGAUGCAGCGGUUGCCGAUCAGGGCAAGGUCAAAAGCCCCUACAUGGCAUGGGGUGGCGAUGGACAACGCAUCGAGAAUCUCCGGUGGUGCCCAUACGAAGAUGUUCUCGGCGUCACCCACGACCAAGGAUUCGCCAGCCUCCUCGUUCCCGGCGCAGGUGAACCCAAUUUCGAUUCGCUCGAGGCGAACCCGUACGAGAACACCAAGCAGCGCCAGGAGGCCGAGGUGCAGGCUCUGCUGAACAAGCUGCAGCCCGACAUGAUCUCCCUCGACCCCAACGUCAUCGGUAAACUCGAUACCAUCAACGACAAGAAGAUGCGAGAAGAGAAGGACCUUGACCGCCGGCCCGAUGAGCAUAUGGAGAAGAUUAAGAACCGUGGGCGUGGUCGCAACAGUGCUUGCGCAAAUACCUGCGUAAGAAGGGUCGUGGAAACGUUAUUGACGAAAAAAGACUCAAGGCGGAGGCUCUGCGCAAAGAGCAUGCGGAACGUCGCAAGAACCAGCUUCAAAACGAGCGCGAGGGUCUUGGGCCGGCCCUGGGUCGGUUUGCGAAGAAUUCCUCCUAGGACUUGUGUCCGGUUUCGAUUAUUUUCUUUUGGCUAUCACAAGGGCAGCAGAGCCCAGGGCCAUUAUCAGAUACCCAGCUUUAUGAGGUCCAUCAUAGAGAUCCAGCGGUCAUGCAUUUUAGGCGUUGGGACGGAAUGA